Molecule: messenger RNA, 8077 nt
Organism: Ostrea edulis (European flat oyster)
Lineage: Eukaryota; Metazoa; Mollusca; Bivalvia; Ostreida; Ostreidae
Product: RNA-binding protein 33-like
Exons: 18
Coding region: 136-3186 (1016 amino acids)
Molecular function (GO): RNA binding
Source: RefSeq, a predicted model, not a curated record
AUAGUACGACUUGCCUAUUGAAGAAAGGUAGCAGCCAUCUUUGAUUUUUACAGAAACACGGGGUUUAUCGUCUUUGAAGUGAAUUUGGGUGAAUAAGAUAUCAAACAUGAAGAAUCAAUAAUUGACCAAAUCAACAUGUCUUUCAAGCGUCCAACAGAAGUAUCAUGGGACAGCGAUGAAGAUGAGGAACUUUUAAGUAUCAACACAAAGUUCAAGGGUGAUGAUGAUGAAGAAUUAGAUGAAGAUGCUUUACUAGGAUCAGAUGAGGAACUCUGUCAAUCUUCACUUCAAUCGGUGCCCCAGACCUCUAAGACUGCGUCUUCACUCUCAGAGAAAACACCCACAAAAGGAACAGGAAAUAAAAAUGCAACCAACAGAGUGAUAUCUACCAUUACCACAAACAGGAAUGGAACACCGGGUUCUAAAACGACUGCGAAGAAAGAGGAAUCGAUGAAAAGAACUCCAAAAACUACACCGGCAUCAAAGAUGAUUACCAGGACUUCGCAGUCAACAGAGAAGACAAAGAAAACGAUCACUCCUAUUGUGUUUUCUGAGCCCGAGCCUGUGUUACUUUUGGAUCCGGAGGAGAGUUACGACUUUGACGAGUCUGGAAUGACGGAGUCGUUUUUUGAGAGUAGUCAGAGUGAAGGGACAGAAGAUGAUCCGUUCGUAAAGCCCCAGGUGGUCAGAAAUAUUGUCCCAAUUAGUCGGACAGAUGAGGAAGAGAUAGAAGACCAAUCAGAUAUCUCAAGUAUGGAGGUUUCUGUUGACCGAGGGCAGGAUAGCAGUGAGGAAAGUGAUGAAAGUGACAAGGAAGAUGACAGACGGGGGCGGUUUAGGACAGAACGGCAGGGAACCGUCAAUCUGACCAGUCAUAAACCAGUGGCUGAUAUCCCAGAUACUCUAGAAAUUUCUAAAGAGCAAGAAAAAGAAAUCGAGCAGUUUUUACAGCACGGACAAAAAAGAUCUCAUAAGUUCAAUAGGGGCAGAGGUGGAGGACGUUUUCCCAAUUACCCACAGAGAAGAGGCAUGGGUAACAGGGCACCACUGUCCUCUCAGAGUAUUAAUCACAGUCAGGUUCCCCCAAGUUACUCCCACCAGGCCCCACCCCAGAGUGCACCGGACCAGCAGUCGCCAUCAAAACCCCAGAAGAUCCAUAUCAAUCCACAUUUUCGUCGAGGGGCCAUGCCGCACUCGCGAAAUGGGGACGGACUCAUGCCAAGCCCAACAGUACCCCCUCAGUAUAGAUCCCCAGGCCCCCCAUCCCUAACUCAACUACAGCAUCCAGCCCCUGUUGUGCAUUCUUCGCCACAGAGUGGACCAUGGACCUCCCAGGCCACCCCUCAGCCCAUGUACAGUAGCUCCCACCACCACCACCCUCCUCAUCAUGUCCAAGCUCCACCUGUCCACCUCCAGUAUCCAGGUCAGCAGACUCCACCAAGGCCGAGUGUUCCUUACCCAGCAUACUCUAGAGGGCCUCCACCUCAUCCUCACCCUCAUCCAGCACCACAGCCCCUAAUGGGGCAUUAUAACCAGGCACCUCGCAGUGGACCCACUCCAUUUCAUGGACAGCAGUUCCCUCCACACAGUCAGUACCAUCCUUCGAGGCCCCCUCCACCACAGCCAUUGAUGACACCUAGCCAUAGGUAUCCGCCCGCUCAGCAACCUCCUCAGCCACUGAUCAGGGCAGAACCACCCCCACAUGUACGGAUGGCACCCCCGUCCCAGCAGGGUCAUAACAUACCGCCCCCACCUCGUCAUUACAUUCAACAGGAGUACUCCCAACAGAGAUAUCCACCCCCAGGACGUGCCCCAGAGCCCUUCAUACGGCAUGAUUUCCAGCCCCGAACACAGGCACAGCAGCCACCAAGAUUUCAACAAAGGGCCCCUGGGUAUCAGAACCAAGCUAGACCUCAUGGAUUUCAUAGCCAGGGACAAAGAAUGCCCAGAAAUCCCAAUCAAAAUAAUGGGGGACCAAGACAGCCUGUUCUGAAAGCAAAGCAAAAUUCCGUAUUGUUGGCACAUGUCAAAAAACUGACAGAUCGUGCCAAGAAAUUUGGGCAGACUACACCAGUAGGGGCCACUAAGCCCCAGAAAAGGGCCUCGACUGAGGAAACCAUCAUAGAUGCCUCCCCAGUAAAACAGAGCAAAGUAGAAAUAGAACAACUGACCCCAGAGGACAGAGAGCUACAGGCAAAGUUAGCACUGCAGGCUCGACAGAGAGAGCUGAUCAGAAAACGGAAAGAGGCAAACAGACAAGCAUUGGCUCAGAAGAAGCGAGAACAGCUGACACAGAGACUGGCAGAGAAAGGUCAGACAAUUGAUGACGUCGAGCAACUUGAUACGCCUAGUUUAAACCAGAUUAAAACAGUGCAGACCACUCCAAAAAAGGUUCAACAACCUAUACAGCCCCCACGUGUUGGUCCACAGAUCAAGACAUUAAACUCAAAUCAGGUUCGCUUUCCUAAUGCGCAAGUUGCACAUUCUGUUCAAACAAAUGCACAGAAGACAAUUGGGAACAUCCGUGCUAGUAAGCCAAUCAACAAAACGGCUACAAACCAGACAUUGAGUGCAAAGACUGCUGGUUCCAAUAAAAAACUGAUGAAGAGGAUAGAAACUGUCAAGAAAAACGCUCAAGGGGAUAUCAUAUCCAGGGAAAUUAAACUGGUUCCCAUUGAAGAUGAGGCAGACGCUAGUGAGGAAACAUCUUUGUUGAAGCAUGGCAAGGUUCAGGUGAUCAAAAACACUGCCCCCGUGUCCCCCAUUGGAGGUCAACAGACAGGAAAUCGAACUGUAGUGAGUGGGAAUUCUGGGAAUCGGUCCGUUAUCUCGCCAGGCCUGUCCCCCAGGUCUGGCAACAGGGCAGUAGUCAGGAUAAACCCAGUGCCUGGGGAUAAUGAGGAAGGAGACCAGAGAAAUGUGGUCAGUCAGCAAGGAACUAACAGGAGAAUUGUUGUUACUUCGAAACCGAAGAAGGUUAUGGUGAAGAAUCUCUCUGUGUCUACAUCUGAUGUGAUGAUCAAGAAUCUCUGUACAACCGUAGGGCCAGUGGAGAGCAUAGAGAGAGCAGAGAAUGAUGCCUUGGUGACGUUUAUUGACGGGAAACAUGCAGCAUUGUUUGCACAGAAAUACAAUAGAACACUUCUAGACCUCUCUACAAUCCUUGUGUCACUUGUACGAUACUGAAACAACAUAACUCAAGAUCAUCAAAAAUCAGGACGAAACAGUGAAAGAGGGAGGGGCAACAUAUGGAGAAGGUUACGAAGGAAAACAGUCUCAGGAACAGAGUUCAUCUCGACAGAAUUAGCUUCCAUCUUUAUAGAACUUGAGAAGACCGUGUUGGGGAUUAGUGAGAAAUUGUUGUUGUUUUUUUAUUGCAAAUGAACUAUAUAUAGAUAGUAGCAUAACUUCACAAAAAAUGUCACCUAAAAUGACAUUGACCAACAUCUAUGUGGGUUUUUUUUAUUAGCUUGGUUAUUUUUUCAAAUGGAUAACAUCUUUACAAUUUACAUUACAGACAAAAACAAAACAAAUUGAAGCUCCAACAUACAAAUUUAAAUCUCGCACCAAUUUCUUUCCAAAAAUUUCUACUUGACCCGGUAGUAUUUUGCUAUGAAGGCACACACAGGUGUGUAUUUUCCCCCCACACUUUUUACUGUGGUUUGUGCCUUCUAUGGUAAAUGAUUGAAAUGUAUUUAUGUCAUAGAACAGCGUGGCAGAUCUGUAUACUGUAUUUGGUCCCCAGAGCUGUGAUAUUUUUGUAGAAUUUCAAUGAAAGUAAUAUCUGACAUUUAGAAGCACUUUUGAGUUGGGAAGAGGUGGGAGUGGAAGUAGUUUAGAUGAAUGGACGUGUAAUAAACACCGCUGGUAAAUUUCAGUCGUAUAUUACCCAAUCAGAGAUAUUAACAUGACAUUACAGUCAACCAUUUCCUUGUUAGAAUACAUUCACACCUAUUUUCAUAAUUUUAUACACCACACUGGUGUUAGCAGCACUGAGGAGGUGGUGAGAGAUAGAUACAGGAUUAAUUUUCAGUUUAAAUUUAAUUAUUUAUAGGAUUAAAACGGGAGUAGUGAAAUGGGGGAUGUUCUUUCCUGGGAGGUUUAAAAUUUACGUUAAAUAAUUUGAUUAAAUGUUGCUCAUUUGUUACUGAGGUUGAAUUUUUAUAUUUAAUUGGGGAAAAGACGAUCUGCUUUCUGCGAAAAGCUUCAAAUGAUCAAAAUAAUUAGAUUGUUCAGGAAACUAAGCAAAUUUAAUCUCCGAUUUUAAUUUGUAGAGGAGGAGUGUAGUUAUUUUUUGUGUUCAGGAAACUAAGCAAUUUAAUCGCCCAUGUUAAUUGGUAGAAGAAAAGUGAAAUUGUUCUCUGUGUUUAGGCCAAAAGAAAUUGAUGGGGUGGUUUCCAUGACAUGCUUUUCAGAAAUAGAGUAGGCAGGUUAGAAAAAAAACAUUUCUGUGAUUGAAAUAUUGAAAAUGUUUGUAACUCCAGUAGAGAAAUGAAAAAUAUGCAUAAUACUCUGAUACUGAAAUAUUUUGUGAAUGUCACUCAAAAAUUUAAUAUCGUCCAUACUUUUGAAUCAUCAACAUUUUGGGGUUACCAAGUGCAUAUAAUUUAAUCACAAUAAUUGGAUCCCAAUCCUGAGCUUUGAAAAUUGGGCGAGGGAUCGAAAAAUAGAGUAGGUUGGGAAACCGGAAUCACACAAUUUUUGGGGUUUUUUUAAUUUUGCACCUUAUAUAUGUUGAAAUAAAGUUAGGUUUAUGAAAGUGCAGACAAAAGACCGAUACAGGUACAAUAGAUUUUAGAUAAUCAAUGGUACCCACCAUUGUGCAAAAUAAAACAAUGCUUGAAUAUAUAUCUAGGCAACUGUAAAGUUAAAAGUAGAGUUUUAAACCUAGAAGGAAAUGAAUAUGAAAUUAACAGACUGGAAGGACCUGUUUUAGGGUGUGAAAAUAAAAGUAAUCACGAUUAAAGUUUCCCAUUAUUGAAGUAGGACUAUGACUAUAAAGUUAAAUAGAUUUUGUUCUUGCAGUUCCUCGAUAUCUUUAGGUAAUCAUAUCGCUCAUGUCAUAGACAACUAACUCUGAAAACUUCUAAUACAUUUGAAAUGUAUGUUGACCAUUGUACAAAGUAAGGAAAUAGACUGGGUUCAAGUAACGAAAUUAACUCAGAAUAAUUGUAAAAUAGACGGUAUGUCAACCGUUAUUUGAAUUCGUCAGAAAGUAUAAAUAAAAUCACUACAUUGAUCUUGGGGCUCAACCUACAAUGAUGCAGACCGUCCCAUGUGUGACAGUUUUUCUAUCAGAUAGCCUAAAAUUUCAGAGGGAGAAAGAGGGGGGGGAUCUGAUUUAGAACAAACAAAAGAAUUUUAUGUCAUUUCAUCCGAUUAUAGUUAGCUAGGUUGCAUUUAACAAAAAUAUCAUUUUUUAAAAACCUUUUUCUUGAUGUCUGCCUCUACACUUAAUCAAACUUGUCCGUGGUGGGUUUUUUUUUUUGGUUUUUUUUUUUGUAAAUAUGGAAGGACUUAUAUUUUUUUCGGAAUGAAAUAUUGUCAUUGAAUACCACUACACACUGAUGACGUGUAACAAUAUGCCCUCCCUCAAACGCUCACUUCACAUACAUGUAUAUAAACUAACACUCGCUUCACAUACAUGUAUAUAAACUAUGUGUUCAUUUCUUGUCUUGAGUCUUGAAAGUCAGUUGAAAUCUUUGGAGACAAGAAACAACAUAAAAGGAGUAACUGACUGAUAGACUAGAGGCGUAAUAAAAACUCAAUUCAGUUACAAAACAUUGUACUGUACAACGGGGAUGAAGUCGAGUGUGAACUGUGAUGAAUUAUUCUAAUAUGUCCUAUGUGUAACCAGAGAAAGUUGAACGAUGAUAAUUGAAGUGGAAAUGUAGAAUCAUGUGCUAAUUGAGGUAGAGAAGUGGAAGAAACAAUGUGAAAAUUGAAAUGAAAACGUGGAAGAAACACUAUGCUACUUGGUGUGGAAACGUGAAAGAAAUAAUGGGAAAAUUGAAAUGGAAACGUGGAAGAAACAAUAUGCUACUUGUAGUGAAAAUGUGGAAGAGACAAUGUAUGUCUCAGGAGACUGAUCUUCAUUAUUCUUGGAUUACAUAAACUUUAAAGGUUUAACAGCCUAUCUCAUAUAAAACAUGCAUUUACCCAACAUUGUCUGUUAUUCAACGUGAUCUUGUUUAUAUCGAAAUUUGACUUGUCGGUGUGUGUAGAUUUUUCAACGUGACCUUGUUUAUAUCGAAGCUUGACUUGUCGGUGUGUGCAAAUGUUUCUACAAUGGAAAGAAAUGGACUAAGGAUACAUAUUACAGGACGCAAAAUGGAAGCCUGAACAGUUUACUCACUUUAUAUAUAUAUAUAUAUAUAAUAUAUAUAUAUAUAUACACAUUAAAUCAUAGUCCCUCAUAAGUAAUCAUCCCCUAAUAGUCCUCUGUAUAUUACAUCAUUAUUUUUCACAAAUCUUGAAAAAAUAAGACUUAUAAACAAAAAUUAUGAAGUCAAACACUGAUAGAGCUACAUUGUAAUUUUGUAGAAUGCUUUUAAAUGAAGUGAUGUAGGAGUUGAGCGUCAUUUGUUAGAAGUAUUUGACAGUAAAAAUGUUGAUGUUGACUUUGUUUAUAUUUGAACGAGCUGUUGAUUAACUUCAACAAUUGUGAAUUUGUUGUAAAUAUCAAUUGAGAUUUUACGAGUGACUUAAAAUCAUCUUAACAUGCCAUUUAGAAUAUUGAAGAGGUAAAUAUUGCAAAAAUACAAACUGGUAUGUUUUGUGUACAUGAUUAUGGUAUAAAUUUACAUUUGUCAAUAAAUAGUUAUACUUUGAACCUUAAUGGAUUCUUGUCACUUUGUUGUUGUUUAUUUGUGAAGAAUGCAGAGACUUUUUGAUGUUCAUGGUUUUAUUUUAUAUAACCUUGUGUGAAUUUCACACUUUUGCUAUUUGUAAAUGUAUUUACAUUGUCUGCAAUAAGAUGAUUUUUUAUAUAUUUAUUUCUGAUAAACAUUGGAUCUGCAUUCUUUUUUUAUGCUAUUUUUCAUCAGAUCAUUCAUGUUGUAAGAUUGUUUUUGAUUGUAAUGAAGAUUAAUUGUUCAUUAUGAAAUUUUUCAUAGAGUAUUAUACUGAGUUUAGUGAAACUUGUUUAAUCAGACAUACAACUUUAUUAUUAAGUUUGAUUUUCAUUCAUUACUUCAAACUUCAUCUGUUAUAUACAUGUACAGUCAAAUACAGUUACACUGAACAGGCUUAUAAUGAAUUCACGUUGAUAGUGAAGUGAUUUUCUUUCCCUGUAGUUUUGAAACGUAUCAUGAACUUAGAGAUAUAACUAUUACGUUUAUAGCAAAUCAAAAUGUUGAUCCUCAGCACAUUGUUAUAAACGUGAUUUAUUGUAUUUAUGUGAUCUCUGAUAUAAAAUGUGUUAUGUUCAGAUUAAGCAGGUUUUACUAGAUUCAGAAUAACAGAUUUCUGACAGAAUAUUUAUUAUGUCCAUUGGUAGUGUUCAAUGUGUGUACAUUUUUAGCUCACACUAUCAGUGUAUCAUGGACUGCUGGUUUAGUUCAUGUGUUUUAUGAAUUGUUGAGAUGUUUUAACUCCUGUAUCUUAUUUCAGAGGCAGUAGAAAUAAGAGUCGUUUCUAUAACUAGAAAAAGUAUUGGACACAAGGGUAAGGAAUUAGAAAUGACAUCUGAGAUUUUUUAAUCAUUCGAGGGAAAGAAAAUAUUGGACAAAUGUGACAAGAGAUUUAGAGGUAAGUUUCGAUCAUCAUACAGAAAGUGACAGACUAGAAGUUUUAUUGCACUAUCAUGAGGAAAAUUAGAUUGCAAGGAAAAAUACCCAAUAGUGUAACACCAUUCAUCAGCACCUGACCUUACAAUGUGGGCAUAUUCCCAAAUCCUGAAGCCCGACAUCUUGCAAUAUGGGCAUAUUCCUAGACUACAAAGCUUGUCAUAUUCCCAAAACACAUCUGCAGACAUCUCAGAAUGAAGGCAUAUUCCCAAAACACAAAUCUGAAUAUCUGGGAGUGUGGACAUAUUUUCAAAACACAAAUCUGAAUAUCUGAGAGUGUGGACAUAUUC